AUGGCUUUCUAUUUUUGGUGGAAAUCUCGAUGGGGUGUCGUCACCAAGCUGUCUCCCGCUGCAGAUUGCCUCCACCUACAACUCUACCGCGACCCCAAGGACCGUUACAAGAAGGGGCAGACGAAAGCUUCCCUCUCGCUCCAACACUUCCUCGGCUUUGAGUCAGGAUUCACCCUCGACAAGGAGUCCAAUACCAUCGCGAUAAUCUGUCAAGAUGUCACUGUGGUACUUGCUUUCGAGACCAGAGAGAGACUAAUAGCCUGGCAAGUUAAAGUGGGGGGUCAGCUGGGGUCUUCUAAGGAGUACCUGGUGAUGAUUGGAGGAGGUGGUUCCAGGAAACUGCCCGCAGGACCCGCGAGAUUACAUAUUCAAGGAAGAAGAUUUGCUCUAACCAGCGGGGUACCUCCACGCCUGCUUGGGUUGUGGGAGCUAGCUCAUUUAAGGCGUUACGGCGUAGUGGAGGGCCGAUUCUGCUUCGAAGGAGGCUCUCAUUGCGGGAAAGGCGAGGGUCUACACAUGCUCAUCACUGACCAGGCUCAAGAUAUCGCAGAUUCCUUUGAUCAAGCUGCUCAAGGGAAACUCCAACAAAAAACAGGACCUCAGAGGACUGCAGAUCGUGGGACAAAAUCUCGACCGAACACAAGACUAUCAGAUUUUAACGCGACUGAUCAGAGUUUAUUAGACACUGCUAGUGCGCUCUAUGAAGAAAACUACUUUGGCGAGGAUUGUGGAGAAAUAUCGCCUUUUUGGCCAUCAGCGGAAAGACGAGGAUUCGAUGAAGCAGAAUAUAGACCCGAAACGGAAAUGAGCGUGAAACCACCAUGGAGUGGUGCAGAUCACGUGACAUUGGAGAGAUGUAACAAUUGUUUGACUAAGCUUGGAGGUUUGACUCGGUCUUCAACAGUAGCUCUGAAUACAGGAGGUCAUUUUAAUCCAGAGUGGACUAUGGAAGCAGUUCCUGAAAGUAGUUCAGAUAAUUCGUCUAACAGCACAGAAUUUUGCAAACCCAACCCAAUGAGAAGGAAUCAAGACACGUGUCAAUGUAAAGAUCAACCCCCACAAAGGCCCCCAAAACCUGUACAGUAUGAUAAAAAGAAGCCACCAGCUCCAUUGCCUCAUCAGGGUUGUAACUGUAGCUCAAAUGACAACUUUAAUCCCAACACGAAUCCAAAAGUAGGCCCUUAUGAAAAUUAUGACGUUCCCAAAGUUACACAUAGUGAGGUAGUGGAUAAUGCAGAAUACUAUGACACACCAAAAAGGAUUAAAAAAGCCCUAGCUGACGAUCUUUUUCAGGUCACCAAACCGUCUUUACCAGGUUCACUAGUAUUAAAGAAAAAAUGUGGUUGUAUAUUAAAAUUUGGGUCAAAAAAGAAACCAGUAAUUGUAGAAAGCGAUGAAAGUUUACAGCCAGUUGACUGCCCCUGCCAAAAAGUUACGAAUUGGGCAAAUACAUUAAUUAGUCUACCCUAUUGUAAAAGAAGCACAAGCGCCGAAAGGCCAAAUACGGAUCAUUUUAAUACUACUAGAACUGAUGACACUGCUAUUUACGCUACUGUAGAUGUUUCUAGAAAAACGAACAGGCAAAGUACUGUUUCCGAGCAAGACAAAUACCAAGACGAAGCCAGUGCUACUGUAUUUACUAAUUAUCAAAAUGUGGAUAUAAAAGAAGAUAAAGGGUUUGAGGGUCCGUAUGCUAAUUACGAAAAUCUUGAAUUCGCGUUAUCAUUGGAGUAUUAUGAAAAUGCAAAAGAUUUACUAAAGAAAGCAGGAGUCACGCAAAUUGAGUUGGAUGCUCUUAGUGCUAAUAUAGAUAUAGCGACGGCAACUUUACCACCGAAACCUAAGAUAUGUUUAAAAUGUAAUCAUUGUAAGUCAUUACCAGGAAACGAGUUGCAUGGUAAAACUGAUGAAUAUUUAUUAAUGGAACCACCGAAUGAUGUGAGGCGAAAUAUAGUAAAUCGGACUGUCGGCGCAAAUCCUGGUUAUACACCUAUGUCCCCAAAUCCUAAUUGGUCACAAAGUUUAAAGCAUCCAAUAUCAAAAGUUCAUAGAGCGGAAAUAGAAAAAUCGUUAAGUAUACCUACAUUAAAUGGUAGUGGUUGUCAUACUUUUGACGUUUCUCCUAAUGUAAAUAAGGAAACCAUGCAAAAACGAUCAAGUUCAGUAGACUCAGCUAGACUUUUGGAAGAUUUGAAGGAAUUCGAUAGUAGCAUAGGCAGUCAUGCUACGACCUCAUCGAUGGAAACGUUAAGAAACUUGGCUUUAGAGAACAGACUCGCUUCUCCUUGCGAUAAUGACCGAGAAUGUUACGAGUGCUGUAAAUCUUCUGGAUCAGAAAACAAAACAUCUGAAGAGAGUUUUUCUAAAGAUAUACCACACUUACGAAAUAAGCACAUGGAUAAUGCUGCUAUUAAAAGAUCAUCAAGUGUUCCUUGCAAGGGCGGUAAUCGUGAUUCAUCUAGCUCUAAUGACUCAGGUGUAUCAAGUUGCUCUCUGAAACAUGGGGUUGGUGAAUUCCAAGAGUUUGAAAUGCCUCUUACGUCAGGAAGUUCCAGAUAUCAAUACAUGGUACAUAGGAGAAUGCGAGGGAAUCUAUCUGGAUCUAUUCAUUCUUCACUACCUCGGAAAUCCAAAUCAUCGGAUCCUUUGCGAGACCAACCGAUGCAGUUACAUAAGAGUCAUGGUUCUGCUAAAUCAUCAUCGGCUGAAGCAGAAGUUCCGGUGCUACCGCCAAAGCAGUUCAAAGGUGUUUUAGAUACGCACAGCACAUCGAGUGGGACCUCGGAUAUGUCCGAUUACAUUGAGACUCUUUCUCUGACUUCUUCACACUCUUCAUCGGACAACCAAAGUGGAUUAAGGAUUAGUCGCCAACCAACGAACACGCUUCGACCUCGUUCCGGCAAGGAGUACCACAACCUGGAUCCAAUCAUCACUUCUAUGUACAAGAAAGGGACAAAUAUUGGAAAUUAUACCAAUUUACAGUCGAGGCGUUACUAGGCGCGUGAGCUAAGAGCGAGCGCGCUAAGAAAGCCGAGAUUGUAUCAAGAAUUGUACCUUCCGACGAUUUUCUUCACUUUCCGAGGAAUAAAACAGCUUAAACUGUAA
This is a messenger RNA of Pararge aegeria (speckled wood butterfly), 3105 nucleotides long. RefSeq lists its product as uncharacterized. The transcript is spliced from 10 exons. The record is from RefSeq and is a predicted model, not a curated record. NCBI's taxonomy places the organism in Eukaryota, Metazoa, Arthropoda, Insecta, Lepidoptera, Nymphalidae. Gene Ontology annotation, molecular function: protein kinase binding. Gene Ontology annotation, biological process: positive regulation of protein tyrosine kinase activity; neuromuscular junction development.